CAGGGUGACCACUCCCCUGGGCUGACUUUCCCACACACCCACAAAUAGCCCAGCCUCAGGAGUCAGCCUGCAUUCCUGCAACCGACUGGCUGGGUCCUGCUCCCCACUUCUCAGGCAGCAAAGCUCUCUUGGAAGAGCUGGAAAGGUGUCCGACUCCAGCCAUGCUGCCGCUGCUGUGCGCCUGCUUGCUCUUGGUGGCCGGCGCCUCGGGCGGCUCAGAUGUGUCCGACGCCAGUUGCAAUAUGGAGGAACAGAUCCGCGACCUGCAAGCCAAAGUGACGGAGAUCUUGCAGGUGGUGACCGGGCAGCGGGCGGCGGGCGGAGGCGGCCCGGACGCCACGCUCCACGCCUCCUGCCACGUGCGGCCAUCCUCCACUCUGGACGCCGCGGCGCCCCAGGUGACCGGCCUCGUGCUCUUCCGGCAGCUGGCGCCCGGCGCCCGGCUCGAGGCCUUCUUCGAGAUGGAGGGCUUCCAGGCCGAGCCCAACGGCUCCAGCCACGCCAUCCACGUGCACCAGUUCGGGGACCUGAGCCAGGGCUGCGACUCCACCGGGCCGCACUACAACCCGCUGUCCGUGCAGCACCCGCAGCACCCGGGCGACUUCGGCAACUUCGCCGUGCGCGACGGCGGUCUCUGGAAGUACCGCCCCGGCCUCGCCGCCUCGCUCAGCGGCCCAUACUCGAUCGUGGGCCGCGCCGUGGUGGUGCACGCGGGCGAGGACGACCUGGGCCGCGGCGGCAACCCUGCCAGCCUGGAGAACGGCAACGCUGGCCGUCGUCUGGCCUGCUGCGUGGUGGGCUUGUGCGGCCCCGCGCCCUGGGCGCGCCAGGCGCAGGAGCACGCGGAGCGCAAGAAGCGGCGGCGAGAGAGCGAGUGCAAGGCCGCCUGAGUGCGCUCCAUCCUGCAGGCGGCGGGCGGGGGAGCCCUGAGGUUCCUCAGCCCCCUUCCACGCCGCGACACCCCUCCGAGCGCCCCAGGCCCCGACCCCACCUUGACUUUCUCCCUCCGCGCCCAGAGAUACCUCCUACCCCCAGGGUCUCUCCCUUCUGCCAUCGCUGAGGUCUCCCCCCCAAAUCCCUUCCGCCCUGAAGUCUCCAACCAUUUAUGCUGAGGCGCCACCCCCUAUCUAGAGGGCAGCCCUCACCCUUGGAGCACCCCCCCACACACCCCCAGCUCUGAGAACCUCCCUUACACAUCUACCAUAUACGCCACCUACCCUGAGGGUCUCCUAGACUCUUGAGGUCCCUUUCCACCCUGACACCCCUGCCCUCAUCGCAUGAGACCUGAGAUACCUCUAUGCCCUAAGGACCCAACUUCCCCACCCUUUAGGAUCCUCCUAGGUGCUCCUGAAGCUGCCUGGGGUCCUCCCACCCCACCCAUGAUUAAUAUGUGCUCUGCAGUUAGGCGCUGAUGCCCACAGCCUUCAGCUGUUUCUCGUCCCCGCCCCCCUGCAGAGGGCAGCUCCCCGUUGGGGGCUGUUUGGCAAUCUUCGUGUUGCUCAUUAAAAACUCAGCAACUCAGUACUGCAUCAGGGCCUCGGUUACCUUUUUUGUUUGUUUGAGGCUUCUCUCCUGGGCUCAGUUACUAUUUGGAAAUAGCAAAGAUAUUUCCCAAAUCCUGCUAAGGACUUCUUAUCCUUCUCCCCAAUUCUGCUGUCAACCAUGUUUAAGUCACUGAUUGUCGUGGGAAGUGAGAAAAAAAAAAUCAGCUUCCUGGGCUACCUCCCAGAGCUGUGGUACCCAACAGGAGAGAAGGAAAUCUAUUUCCAAUAAGCUUCUGGUGAUGCUGACACGAGAGCCACUGGCCUGGCCUGAGGUGAGUGCCAACUUAUCUGGGCCCUGUGGCUUCUCACAUCUUCCUCUCAGUGCAGCCUGAGGUCCAUUUCCCAGAUGGCAAAGACAGGGCUAGUGAAGCAGCGUCCCUGGGCAAGUUACAGGGAGGCUGGUGUUGGCGUCUGAAGUUAUCAGCCUUCUCCACAACCAGUAAUGCUUCUCUUCUUGACAUGAAGGCCGUUGGAAGCAGAGGGGUCCAAAGGCAGGCUGAUGUUGAUUGAAGGCUUGUUGGUGUGUCAGCCUCUUUUUGAAAAUUCUAAUCUACACACAAACUAGGUCAGUUUUGUGUAUCCACCUUCACUUACUGAAUAAAAGUAUUCAUAAUAAUAACUUUUUAACCUCCUGGGCAGACCCAGUUCAUAGCUGCGGCUUCUCCACCCUGGUUACGUGGAUGCAGCUUCCAUUUCUCCCAGACCUCCUAAGGCGGUGAGUCAAACGGAACCUGUCAGAAACCCAUCCCCAGUGGUAAUUUUUACCUCUUCCAGGGACUAACUUGUUACUGAGAAAUCUUCACUGAAACCCAAGCAAUCACUGGAGAGAAAGGCUAUUGCCUAGUAACUUUGCUCCACCAGCAGGUUCCCACUGGUUUGAAACAUGAACUUGAACUGUACAGGUCAGCACUGAAAGCGAAUUAUCAAACUGAGUCUUGAAACAUCUUGAUCUCAAAUAGAUACAUUUGCCUAUCUCCACAAUUAAAAGUUGUGAAACAAGGCAGCAAUUACAGAGGGACACACAAUGGAGAGGAGUAAAAUACCAAAUGUGCCAUCUUCGACUCUGCUGCCCAGAUGACAGGUUAAUUCAAGAUCACCAAGAGAGAUUUGGACUUAUUUGUCAGAAGGGGGCUGGUAUGUCUCAUCAUGUAUCUUUUGUCUUAGUCCAUUUGGGCUGCUAUCACAAAAUACCACAGACUGGGUAGCUUAGAAACGACAGAAAUUUAUUUCACAGUUCUGGAGGCUGGAAGUCCAAGGUCAUGGCAUCAGUAUGGUUGGGUGAGAGCCCUGUUUGGGGUUCAGAGAUGAUGAUUUUGCUGUGUCCACAUGGGGUGGGAGGGGCGAGGGGUCUCUCUGGAGCCUCUUUUACAAGCCACUUAUCUCAUUCAUGAGGGCUCCCCUUCAUGACUUUGGGACAUCCCGAAGGCCUCACCAUCUACUGCCAACAUCUUUGUGCCUUGGGAUUUCAAUAUAUAAAUUUGGGGGGGACACAUUCAGACCAUAGCACCUUCUGUUCUUAGAUUCUUUCUUCACUACCCUCAGUCUCCCCCAAACGAAAGAGAUACCCUAGCAGACCCACUCCUUUGUAUUGUUUAUUAAUGGGAACUCUAUUGAUAAACUCCAUUCUGUGGGGUUCCAGAGCCAAGAAAGAGAGAGGAAAUAAUAGGAGGACAAAUUACAGUUCACUGUCAGGACAAAGGAAUGCAUAUAGCAUGGUGGUUGACAGCUCAGGCUCAGGUAGGAGGCAUGUUUGGAACCCCAGGACUGCCAAACUUACAAGCUGUGUGACCUGGGCAAUUGACUUCACCUCUCUGGGCCUGGGUUUUCUCAUCUGUUAAAUAAGACUAUCCAAUUGGAUUAUUGUGAGGAUGGAAUCUAGUGCUAUUCAUCAGAGGUGUACAGCAUAGCAAGAAGACCUAACGAUCUAAUAAGUGUCUAAUUAAUAACAAUGGCUAAGGUCAGAAAAAUGCCUACAUAAGAAUGGACUGGACUGCUUUGUAAGGUAGUGAGUGUCAUGCAACUAGAAGGAUUCAAAUAAAGAAAUGGUUGCCACCUCUUAGGUUUGUAAGAAGGAAUUCUGCAUCCAUUAAGAGGCUGGCUGAGAGAAACUCUGUGAUCCCAGCUCUUGGGGGGAGGACAUCUCAGAUGAAGAAAAGAUUGUGGGCCAUAAAUGCAGACAUCUGGUUCUUGGCACAGAACCUGAUGUGUGCCACCAAAUGUGCCCUUUGGACCCCACUUGGCCCCUGGAGGCUAUUUUUACCCCUUUCCUCUUACAAAUCUAUUUUGUUAAUCUCUUUACACUUGCUGUUUUGAGUUCCCAGCCAGCUUGCUAAUCAGUUUGCCUAUUUGACUCACAGGGUUUGCAUUUGUCACUGAGACUUAAACACACACUUGUUUUGAUUUCUUUUUGUAAAAUUAGAAGCGUUUGAUGUAAUGACCCUACCUAGAUGCAGCUGGUGAAGUGAGAAUAAUGCUCAAGUUUGCACAGUUUAAACACAAUGUAGACAAUAAUUAGAAAUGCUAUCUUUAGAUGUUUAGGAUAAGCUUUUUCUCAGAAUUGCAGUGAAAUUUUUUCUGCAUGGGGCUUUUCAGUGCAUAUAUAUAUAUAUAUAUAUAUAUAUAUAUAUAUAUAUAUACAGAAAUACUAAAAACGUUAAGAAAAUAGAGCAAAUCAGUGAAUGCUUUGGUCAACUUGAAAGACUACAGGAAAUAAACCAACUGAUUUUA
Molecule: messenger RNA, 4271 nt
Organism: Hipposideros armiger (great roundleaf bat)
Lineage: Eukaryota; Metazoa; Chordata; Mammalia; Chiroptera; Hipposideridae
Gene: SOD3
Product: superoxide dismutase 3
Exons: 2
Coding region: 162-890 (242 amino acids)
Biological process (GO): superoxide metabolic process
Molecular function (GO): copper ion binding
Source: RefSeq, a predicted model, not a curated record